AUGGCCCAAAUGCACCAUCCUAAAGUUCUCGAUCAGGUUGAAAGUCUUACACCUACCGCAGCCUCCCCAGACCUCCUACCUCUGGCCGUAGCACACCUCACCGCCUGCGCUCAAGUUCUUCCAGCAGUCAUCACGGAGCAUCCUCAAUGGCUCAUCCUCACUGCCACACCAGCGAUCCCGCACAAGCUCCCAGCACACCUUACAUCUCGCGGUCAAAGCUCCCCGCCGCUUCUUACAACGGGCGCGGACUGGCUGGUUCUCACUGCGAAACCUCGAACCGCGACAUCCUCCACCUCCGAGCAGCUGAAAAGGUCACCUGUCCUCGCGGCGACGACAACGCUGGAAGAUAAGGUUCUAGAACCCUUUGUCCCACACCGCCAGAGGUCAUUCUGCAGCAUGGUAGCAAUCGCGGUGCAGGGUGAGAAGGGGAAGAAUGAGGCGGGGGUGUUUUCGUGCGGGAAAUGCAAUGACAUGGUUCGUGCCGGUGGUAUGUGCCCCCCUGUCACCGAGAGGCAGCGGCUCCCACUUGACUGA
Molecule: messenger RNA, 534 nt
Organism: Morchella sextelata
Lineage: Eukaryota; Fungi; Ascomycota; Pezizomycetes; Pezizales; Morchellaceae
Exons: 1
Coding region: 1-534 (177 amino acids)
Source: RefSeq, a predicted model, not a curated record